UAACAGCCAUGGAAGGUGUGCUGCUCUUCCUCUGCUCUCUGCUCGUUCCAGCAAUGUUAGCAAAUGUCACUGAUCAGGAGAAGGAAAAGGACCCCUUUAACUAUGACUACCAGACUCUACGCAUCGGAGGCCUGGUGUUUGCUGUGGUCUUCUUCACCGUUGGAAUUCUGCUUAUCCUGAGCAGGCGGUGUAAGUGCAACUUCAGCCAAAAGCCAAGGGCCCCCGGCGAUGUGGAGGCACCCGGAGAGAAUUUGAUCGCCUCAAACGGUAAGGGCCCCUCCCACGCUCGCCUCCACCUGGGACAUUGCCUUCCUGGGGCCGAGCCGAGGGCAGGGGAGGCUUCCCCCCAGCUGGGAAUGGCCAGGCCCAUGAGUGCUGCAUGUUCAGUUGGGGGGGGGAGCAUAUCCUCCAAGGGUGUAUCUAGAGACCAGUCAACGGACAUGCAGACCCCAGAUGCAAACAACAAUGUGAAGCGACGCUGCCGAGGCGAAGGCUCCAAACCCUCGCAUGGAAAGGUUGACCGCUCUGUGUCCACGUUGACCUCUCCUCAGACACCCUCCACCUGCAGACAGACAAGCAUCACCAUGGCAGACGAAACUCUUCCUGAGGCGGAGAUGGACAGAUUUUCUUACGAUUACCAGACUAUCCGGAACGGGGGCCUGAUUUUUGCUGUGGUGGCUUUUAUGAUCGGACUCCUCAUCAUCCUCAGUCGCCGUUUCCGUUGCGGAGGGAAGAAAAGGCAACGGCAAGAGGCUGAAGAAGAACUCUAAACUCUGAAUGGCCCCCAACGAGCACCGUGGAUCUUCCAGAGAAGGUGGAGGAAGGGAGUACCUUGUGGCGGCCCAGGGUUCUCGCAGGCCCAGGGCGGACACCGCAACCUCCUGACCGCCAAGCUGCAACAGAGGCAGCAUCUCGCUUCUUUAAGAGGAAUCUCUUACUUAUUUGCUUUAAUAAAGUCUUCACUGAGGA
Pogona vitticeps (central bearded dragon) is the source of this 969-nucleotide messenger RNA. It is a transcript of the gene FXYD2, whose product is annotated as FXYD domain containing ion transport regulator 2. The record is from RefSeq and is a predicted model, not a curated record. Gene Ontology annotation, biological process: monoatomic ion transport; regulation of sodium ion transmembrane transporter activity. Gene Ontology annotation, cellular component: membrane. Lineage: Eukaryota; Metazoa; Chordata; Lepidosauria; Squamata; Agamidae. Gene Ontology annotation, molecular function: sodium channel regulator activity.